GGUUUUGAUUACACAAAAUCUAUGAAAAUUGCUUGAUUUACCUCUUUUUGGUCAUAUUUCAUCAUAUUAUUUUAAAACUAAUAGAAGUUUUUAUACAUUAAAAGAAAUAAAUAAUUUAAUUCUUCAACUUAGCUGUCAAGAUUUUAAGCAAACAACCGCGAAACGCGCACAAGAAUCUCAAGUACCGCAAUUUCAUUCUGCUUAUCAUCUUCUUGUGUGUUUGUCAGGUCAGUUCAGUGGUGGAGUUUGAGAGUGAAAUAUAAAAGUUUUUCCAAAGUUUUUCAGCCCUUGGGAAAUUCUCAGACCUGCUGAACUUUUUAUUUGAGUGAUAAUGUAUCGUCAGGCAACAAUGCGUCUCUCGGGCACCAAUUUGUGCGCCCUAAAGUCUACUCUGCAGAAUCAGAGAAAUUACUUGUUCACCACCCAAUUGCGCCGGAAGUCAUCCACUCCAAUCAACACAGUCAUCAUGUUUGUGCCACAGCAGGAGGCAUGGGUCGUUGAAAGGAUGGGGAAGUUUCAUCGAAUCCUGGAACCAGGGCUCAAUGUUCUUCUUCCGAUUGUGGAUCGUGUCAAGUAUGUGCAGAGUCUCAAGGAAAUUGCAAUUGAUGUCCCAAAGCAGAGCGCUAUUACUUCCGACAAUGUCACUCUCAGCAUAGAUGGGGUGCUGUACCUCCGAAUUCUGGAUCCCUACUAUGCUUCCUACGGUGUGGAAGAUCCGGAAUUUGCCAUUACACAACUAGCACAAACAACAAUGCGUUCCGAAUUGGGUAAGAUGUCCCUGGAUAAGGUGUUCCGUGAACGAGAAUCCCUCAAUGUGAGCAUUGUGGAUGCCAUCAAUAAGGCAGCCGCUGCUUGGGGUAUAACAUGCCUCAGGUAUGAGAUUAGAGACAUAAAACUUCCAUCGCGAGUGCACGAAGCCAUGCAGAUGCAAGUGGAGGCGGAGCGAAGGAAAAGAGCCGCUAUCCUGGAGUCUGAGGGUGUUCGGGAGGCUGACAUCAAUGUGGCAGAGGGUAAGAGGCAAUCACGUAUUCUCGCCUCCGAGGCUGAACGCAUGGAAACGAUUAAUAAAGCAAACGGAGAGGCAGCUGCUCUACUGGCCAUUGCUGAUGCACGAGCUCGUGGCCUUCAAAUGGUGGCGAAAUCCCUCAUGGCCAAAGAUGGCAAGAGUGCAGCUUCCCUGGCUAUUGCUGAACAAUACGUGGGUGCUUUCCAAAAUCUCGCACGUCAAAAUAACACCCUAAUUCUGCCCCAGAAUGUCGGUGAUGUGUCAUCCCUCGUGGCACAGGCAAUGACCAUCUACCAAACAAUCCAGACUAGUGCAAAUGGGAAUGAUGUUACAAGGAAUAUCACCAAGAAUGGCAUGAAAUACGAUGAUUUCCCCGGAAAAUCCGAUGAUUUACGAGCUGACAGCCUUCCCGGAGACACAGAUACGGACCCGAGGAAGUCACCGCAGAAUCUGGCCAAGUAAAUUUGACUCUAAGUCGUGCUCCUUAACUUAAGAUUCAAUCAAUAGUGUAAAUAUAAAUGAAAUGCAUUUUCUAUAUAAAAAUUAAAAGGGGGAUUUUAGCUUCAAGAA
Messenger RNA from Lutzomyia longipalpis, 1576 nucleotides. It is a transcript of the gene Stoml2, whose product is annotated as stomatin-like protein 2, mitochondrial. The coding region runs from base 332 to 1468 and encodes 378 amino acids. Lineage: Eukaryota; Metazoa; Arthropoda; Insecta; Diptera; Psychodidae. Gene Ontology annotation, cellular component: membrane. The record is from RefSeq and is a predicted model, not a curated record. The transcript has 3 exons.